This is a messenger RNA of Exophiala aquamarina CBS 119918, 2610 nucleotides long. RefSeq lists its product as uncharacterized. Gene Ontology annotation, cellular component: membrane. The record is from RefSeq and is a predicted model, not a curated record. The coding region runs from base 1 to 2610 and encodes 869 amino acids. Gene Ontology annotation, molecular function: ABC-type transporter activity; ATP hydrolysis activity; ATP binding. NCBI's taxonomy places the organism in Eukaryota, Fungi, Ascomycota, Eurotiomycetes, Chaetothyriales, Herpotrichiellaceae. The transcript has a single exon. Gene Ontology annotation, biological process: transmembrane transport.
AUGUUCGCACAGGAUAUGCAUCGAUCUGCGCUGAGCUCCCUCUUGACAGGCCUGUAUUAUUUUGCCUGUGUGUACAUUGGACUCUCUUUCCUCGGCGCGUCAAUCAUCAGCCUUCUCACUUUACAACCAUUGACGAAGAGGAAAACAUCGGCAACGACAAGGCGCAAGGCCGCCAUCUGCUUAAGUGCGUUCAUUACCGUCAACUACAUCGUGCAAAGUGCGCUGUUCAUCUCGGAUAACCUACGCGACGUUAGAGGGAAUCUGCACACCCAAAGGACUGUGGUUUACGAGCUGCUUCAAGCGCUGACAUGGACGACGUUGUCGUUGACGUUGUUCGACAGCACCGAGCCCCAGUGGAAGUCUUUCACAAGUUCAUGGACUGUAGCACUGGCGCUAGAAUGCCUCAUCAUUGUCCUGUCUUCGUGGAGUGUCCACGACGCCGAACAGCCCAGAGGCAUCAACCUCGCCCUGCAGUGUGCAAGGAUUAUCAAGCUCGUUCUCUUGUCAGCACUCGGCCUUUCCAUCAUCAUUGCCCACCACGAGAAAGCUGGAAAGGAUGAGACUCGGCCACUGAUUCCUGCAGAUCCUUCGACAGCCAUAGCAGGAACCCGUAUUGCUCGCUCCUACGAUGGUACAGGCGAGCUGGAAGGAGAACCGGGAGCUGCGGAUACUAGCAGCCUACACGGGAGCAGCUCUGAAGAUUCAGAAGACGCCGAGUUCUGGGGAGAAGAGCGAAGAAAGCGGAUCAAGGAACAAGGAGGAUGGAACAAGUACCUGAAAGAGUAUCUGAUCUUCUUGCCAUAUAUCUGGCCAACGCACGACCGGCGGUAUCAGCUCUACUUUGUCGUCUUGGGAGUCAAUAUCUUGGCCGAACGCGCACUGAACGUGCUGUACCCUAGGCAAUUUGGAAUCGUCAUGGACAAGCUCUACGAGUCAUACAGCACUGGCCAAAUUCCGUGGAAGGAGAUCGUGGUCUGGAGCAUUCUCCGGUUGUUGACGUCCGGAUCGUCAGGUCUCUCGGUGCUUAGCCAGAUGCUCGAGGCGAGACUUGUGAAUUGGUCACAUCAGAAACUGAAUGUGGCUGCGUUCGAUCACGUCAUGGGCCUAUCAAUGAGUUUCCACGACGGCAAGGAUUCCGGGGAGGUCAUUCGGGCAGUUGAACAGGCCGGAUCAUUAAGUUCGUUGCUCCGAACAGUGGUUUUGGAUACGUCGCCGGUUUUGUUGGAUCUUUCCAUUGCUUGUUGGUAUCUCACCUAUCUUCUGGAUGCUUACGCGGUGGUCAUCGUGGUGUUUGUCGGGCUGUCAUUUAUCUUUGUGACAUACUAUAUCACAGUGGUGCUGAAGAGAUCGAGAAGAAUAGCUGCCGCCAACGGCCGAGCGGAAAGUCGGAUCCUAUACGAGAUGGUCAGUAACUGGGCGACUGUGUCAUAUUUCAAUAGGAGGAAGCACGAACAAACACAACUGGCGCAGACAAUCAGGGACGCGACCAUGGCCAACCAGUGGAACGACGAUGUAGGUUUGGUGUUGUUCGCUGCCCAAGAGUUCUGUCAGGUCUUCGGCCGAUUUCUGAUCACAGUGCUGGCUGCAUAUCGCAUUGCUUAUGGGGUUAUCCCAGUGGGGAAUUUCGUGGCGCUGGAAUCAUAUUGGGAUACGAUCACGUGGCCUCUUUGGAUGCUCGGCCACAGCUACCGUCAGCUGGCGUCGGAUCUGAUUGAUGCGGAGAGGCUGUUGGAGCUGUUCAAGAAGGAGUCCGAGAUUCAAGAUGGGCCGUUGACGCUGUCGGCUAAACCUGGAGCUGGCAAGAUUGAGUUUUCCAACGUGUGCUUCGGUUACCACAAAGACCGGGACGUGCUCAAGGACUUUUCCUUCACUGCCAAUCCUGGCCAGACGGUUGCUCUAGUGGGAGAGACGGGAUCGGGGAAGUCAACGACACUGAAGAUGUUGAUGCGAUUCUAUGAUGUGACGUCUGGAAGUAUCUCGAUCGACGGGCACGAUAUUCGCGAGUUUUCAGUGCACUCACUACGAGAGAUGUUUGGAUUCGUUCCUCAAAACGCAGCACUGUUCAAUACGUCGAUUCUGGAGAACGUCAGAUAUGGACGGCUGGAGGCCAGCGACGAGGAAGUUCAUCAAGCGUGUAAAGCGGCGGCAAUUCACGACAGGAUUAAUUCGUUUCCCGAGGGAUAUAACACCAAAGUAGGUGAGAGGGGCGUGAGAGUGUCCGGAGGGGAGUUACAGAGAAUUGCGAUCGCUAGGGUGAUUCUCAAAGACCCUCGGAUUGUGCUCCUGGAUGAGGCGACGUCGGCUCUGGACACACAUACCGAGAGCAAGAUCCAAGAGGCUCUGAGGAAUCUGACCGCAGGACGAACGACCAUAGUGAUUGCGCAUCGAUUGUCGACGGUGACGAGUGCAGAUCAGAUCCUAGUGGUCGAUAAGGGCAAGAUUGUGGAGAGGGGAUCGCACGACGAGUUGCUACAGAUGAGAGGAGAAUAUGUGGGUUUGUGGGAGAAACAGACCAUGGUCAGAACCCGGCAGGUGACGGUGUCAGAGACCGAGGCCGAGACCGCAAGAGAAUCAAGCUUGGGAUCGGGCGACACUGAUAUCUCGACUUGA